AUGGACGGGGCGCUCGUGGCGACAAGUUCUCUCGCUGCUGCUGCUGCUGCUGUUGGCGCUAUGGCCACUUGCUUUCCACAGGCGUUAGCGCCUCUUGCUCUCAUGGUCGGUCUGCCUAUGGCCAUAUACGGCAUCAUUGCACUACUGGAGAUGAUGAUCGUGAGCACCAAGCGCAGCUGGAUGCAGCAAAGACGGAGACAAGCGCCGCGCCGUGUCUUAGAGCUGAGUCGAGUCUUGUACGAACAGCUGGACGGCGAGCUGCUCGAGCUGCUCAUGAGCAAUCGGAACUUCGAUAGCAAUGACUACGAGCGCUUGAUGCGACUCGAAGCAAUGAACGGACGUCCAACUGUUGGUGCUACGCUGCAGCAGGUUCAGCAGCUGCCGGUUGUUACAGUGACAGCGAGCAUGGUGCAAGCGUCCGAGAACGCCAGUUGCCCAGUGUGUCUGAGUGCGUUCCAAGUCCACAGCCACGUGCGGCUCCUGCCGUGUUUCCACCGCUUCCAUCUCGAAUGCAUCGACCCUUGGCUUCUGGAGAAACCCCAAUGUCCAGUCUGCAAGUUCUCUGCCAUCGUCUAG
This is a messenger RNA of Peronospora matthiolae, 576 nucleotides long. Lineage: Eukaryota; Oomycota; Peronosporomycetes; Peronosporales; Peronosporaceae. The record is from the annotation of a GenBank genome assembly.